UCCCCAGUUUUCAAAAAUAAAGAAGAAAAGAAUAGUCCCGUCUCUCUACACGUGACAAGAACCCCUCAAGUAGCUUUAAAAUUUUUGACAAGAAAGAAUCGCAAAAUUCGAGGGAAAAAAGAGAGGAAAGAAAAAGGUCUGGGAGAAGGAAAAUGUUCAGUUCUACUUUUGCUGUCGCGCCUAUAGAGAAUCAUAGUAGUUGUAUAAAACUGUGGUUCCAAAGGAAAUUGGGUGACGUGACGAGAGAUGUGACUACCUUUUGCUAACUUUACGAAACUAGAAAGGUCACACCCGACAAAUCGCAUAAAACGUGUUGAAACGAUUAGCAUCAAAAAUUUGUUCUAAAAAAAUGAAGAAAGCAGCGUGAUGACAGAUCAUGUUAUGAUUACGACUUAGCAGAGGUGACCUUUAUGCCUACCUGGGAGACCAGCCUCCGAUGAAGACUGUAUUGAGGCUCCUCACGUGGGAGAGGAAUGUUAGCGUGACGAGCAUGUACACGUACGCUUAAUUAAGUCGAGGCGACAGAAUGUUUUUCAAGAGGGGUUUCUUUGAUUAUUUUGACGCAGUGCUGAACUGCUUUAAAAUCAUUUCUCGAGUACUUUGGUUCAGUAGCAGAUAAAUACAGGGUAAUAUGAAAACUUCCUGAACACUGGCCAGACAGGAUCAGACAGAGAUUUGUUUGCAAGCAGCUUAGGUCGAGGACAACGAGUGAAGUUGAUCUAAAAGAGUCAUGAGAGGACGUGUCAGGGCUGACAGAGAUGGAAAUUAACAGUCCUUAAUUACCGGUUUAAAAUCACACGACAUUUGGGCUUGAAUUUCUAGCAGCUGAACAUUUGUCUUGAAGGCAUAACAGGGAUAUAAAGGAUAAAGAUGAGAUUGAACAAAAUGUCAGAACUCGAGCCAGUUUGUAGUGACGUGACCGUGAUCGGAGCUGGUUGGUCAGGCCUUAUGGCGUGUAAAUACAUGCUAGAAGUAGGGUUGACUGCUGUGGCGCUGGAGAAACGCUCAGACAUUGGAGGCCUGUGGUGUUUUACAAAGGAUCCUAACAUUGUCACAGUCAUGAGAUCCACAAAAACAACCUCUUCAUCAUCCGUGACAGAAAUGUCGGACUUUCCAAUGCCGGACGAGAUUGGGGCGUUCCCUAAGCACGCCGAUAUCUUGGCAUAUUUGAAAUCCUAUUGUGAUGAAUUCAACUUGUGGCCUCACAUUCGUUUAGGUCACGGCGUGAAAGAGGCGAGGAAAAAAGACAACUUAUGGCGAGUGGACUGCGACAACGGUCGUGCUUUCAUAAGCAAGUUCUUGAUCGUUUGUACAGGUUGCGUGCAGAAGCCGAAUCGGGUUCUGGAACGCACUCUAUUACAGGAUUUUGAAGGUGAAAUCUACCACAGUUCUAAGCUGAAAUCCUUUGUCCCUGGGCACAAGGGAAACCGCGUGAUGGUAAUUGGAGGAGGAGAGACAGCCAGUGACGUGGUAGAGGAAUGGUGUGACCAUGUUGAUCGCCUUAUUUGGAGUAUACCACGUGGAAUGCAUUUCUUCCGCAAGUUUGCCAAGAUCUUACCCAAUCGCAAACCUCAAGCAUUGGACAAAGCAUCGUCCCGAGUGAUGAAAUUUAUUGCUCCUUACACGAAAGGAAAGCCAGGCUUGGCAUGGGUAUGCAAGUGGACAGCAAGUGGUUCACUGCUUGCUUAUCAAGGUCACGGCAUUUCCGAAUGGAAAAAUGACGCGCAGUUUUUCCACUUCAUCAUCAACAAGAAUGGACACGUGCUUGAUAGGGUUGACUACAAGCACUGUGUCCCCAAAGGUGCAAUCAGUAGUGUAAAUGGAAAGAAAGUAGUAUUCUGUGACGGCACAGAGGAGGAGGUAGAUGUUAUCAUCCAAUGCACAGGUUACAAAGCAGAAUUUCCCAUGCUUCCGUCGGAGAUUAGCACAGUACCUCUCACCCAUAAUUACAAAUACUUGUUUAACGUCGAGGACCCAACGCUGGCCUUUAUCGGCUACGUUCGGCCGGUGCUCGGUUCAUUCAUUACACUAGCCGAAAUUCAAUCCUUAUUCACAGCGAAAGUUUUCUCGGGCCAGUGUGAGCUGCCUUCCAGAGACGAAAGACAGAAAACGACUUUGAAGGACAAGCUAUUCUGGGAUGACUACUUCAAAUAUUCCUCUCGAAGAUUGUCGACACUGGUCGAGGCUUACACUUACGGCGACGACCUCCUUAAAAUAUCUGGCGUCUUUCCCGAUUACUGGGAAUUGUUUAAACGAAAUCCCCGUGGAGCAAUGACGGCGUUGUUCGCUCCAUAUGAUGGGUGUUCAAUGCGUCUCAACGACCCACAACGCCAAGAGAAGGUGUUACAACACCUGAGUAAAGUAUCGUCCGGUACCUUCACUCCAACACAUCUGCUACUAAUCCUAUUCAUGCGUUUCGUCUGGUUCGACUUCUGGCUUGAUGUCCUUGGCAAGAUCAAGUACAGAAUUCAAUGUGCAGGAUGGUGGAAGAGAAUCCGAGAUUCACGAGGCGUGCGCUUCUUAGACUGGUGCUGGCAGACGCCCAAGAGAUGGUUGUUUGAUACUAAAACAAGAGCCUAACAAUUUUCUCUCAUUUGCGGCCGUUGUUUAGGGUGUCACUCAAGUUUCCUCCCCGAACAACUGUUGUUUGUUGACUGAAAGAGCUGCUGAGAAUACUUUAGAGGCGUCCAAGAUAUACAGCUUGUAAACUCAAUUUCAUAACUACAACAUGUUAAAGGCCACGACUUGAAGUGUAAUCACGACUUUGUUUAGCGGUGAUGAUUUACUGUCCUAACCUUUAUACACAUAUUAAUUAUAUAUUGAUUACCUAUUUCUUGUAACCAUUAUAAACCAAAACCAUAACACACGCCGAUAACAAACUGAUAGUUCUAACUUGUUGAAAAGAAUUAAUAUCAAACCAGAAUAAAAUAAUAUAAUGCCUGAUAAGGGUGAUAUAAAACAAACAGCUCAGUUUUGUAGAGCCUGUCGCAUCUACCAAUUCCGUUGCUACAUUUGGAGAUUCGCUACUCUCGGGUAAUCGUUACUUUAGAAAGUUUAAGGUAUUUGAAUUUAGCUUAAAAAUUAACACAAGGAAUAGGGAAUCUGCCACUGCCAAUCGAUGCGUUUUAUAGGUGUGUGUAUAUAAAUAUGAGGAUGUUCUGGCGCUGAUCAGUAGGAUUUGAACCUACAAAACCUCUGAAAUUGAUCUUCUGUUUCUAUACAGACUGAUAUACAAGGCUGGAGCGGCUCGUGGAUACAACACUCGAUGAUUUCUCUGUUAUUUCAUUUAGUUAAAAUUCAGUUGUUUCUAAUCUGUAUAUUAAGAAUCGGUACCGCUACCAAAGAAACGGUUUUUGUCACAACUGAAUACAACUGUGAAGUAGUUAAAAUGGUUAAAUAAUUAAAGACGCUUAGCAUGCAGUACUUAAACAAGGGAUCGUUUAACAACAAUAAAUCACGUUUCAUAUUUUGAGAGUUACAUGAUUUCCUCAAGUUGAGAAUCUGCUUUAGAAAAAGUUCUCUUUCUAAAUUUCUACAAUGUAUAUGUCUAAAAGCUACCAUUGUUUAACAAAUGAUGCUACAAUAAUGGUAUCGCAAAAAUUUAUGCCCAAUCAAAGAUUUAUAACAGGUUACCAUAGCAACAAUACAGCCUGUUAAAAAUACCCUUAAUUUUAGCUUUAAGGUGGCUUACUACAAUUCUGAUGGAUUAAAAGAGUGCAACUUUUAUUACCUCUUAUGAAAGAUGUUUUUCCUUUCUCUAAUAAUUACUUUCUUUAGUAUUUUACCAAUAUACGUGAUACUCUAACAAUUUAAAUGCUAACAAAUAGCCAAAUAAUAGCUAAUAAACAGCAUAGGAGAGACUGGGCACGAGGUCUAAUCACGUUUUUCUCAAAUUCUACCCUUGUGACCCCACCUUAACAAUUGGCUCUGUGUUAAUCAUUUAUGCAAAGUAAAAUAGAAAUCUGUAAAGCAGAUUUUUCGAAAACAAAGAAAAUGUGAGAUUUUGCCUCUUUCAAAAACAGCUCAAAAUCUGUCUCAGACUUUUUUUUAAAAUUUUAGCUCUGAACGCGAUUCACUCCUACAUAUCAACUGUGAAAAUUUCAUCAUGGGUUAUACGGUCGGUUUUCGCGGACAAAUCGUGGAUCAAAGACAAGUUUUUACAACCUUGCGCGGGAAUUGAAUUACGCAUGCCCUUUACUAAAGCGCGCGCUCAUGUGAGGCUAUGUAUCAGGUGCGAGAAAGCAAGAGUAAAUUAGAACUCUUUACCAAUGGUUUAUCUUUCUUUUUAUGUCAUAUUUUAUCGAUCCAAAACUUAAACGCAUGUUUGAAAGCAGUUUUACACUAUUGCUACGUACACCAAAGUGGUUUAACGCGAUUCAAGUGCUGAGGUUGUUUUCGUUUCUUCGUACGGUUACUUGCGUCAUUUUUUUGCUCGCGCGACUAAUACUGACGUCUGGCAGGCAAUCGUAGCACGCGCUAUCUAGUGUCAGACAAACUGUAGUAAUCCAUCUUAAGCGCUUGUAACUCAAAAACGAGCUCGGUGACCCCCAUUUUUAUUAUCGAAUUGUGAUAAGCAUGAUAAGAUGCAACUUUUUACAGGGUUUAAAGAAAUUCUCUGGAGAGAGUUCAGAGCCACCUUAAAUUUCGAAAAUUUAAGGUGGCUCUGGACCCCCACCAAACAAAAAGUUU
Messenger RNA from Orbicella faveolata, 4689 nucleotides. RefSeq lists its product as uncharacterized. Gene Ontology annotation, molecular function: N,N-dimethylaniline monooxygenase activity; NADP binding; flavin adenine dinucleotide binding. The record is from RefSeq and is a predicted model, not a curated record. Lineage: Eukaryota; Metazoa; Cnidaria; Anthozoa; Scleractinia; Merulinidae.